Messenger RNA from Saccoglossus kowalevskii, 1629 nucleotides. RefSeq names its product iron-sulfur cluster co-chaperone protein HscB-like. The record is from RefSeq and is a predicted model, not a curated record. NCBI's taxonomy places the organism in Eukaryota, Metazoa, Hemichordata, Enteropneusta, Harrimaniidae. Gene Ontology annotation, molecular function: protein-folding chaperone binding; ATPase activator activity. Gene Ontology annotation, biological process: [2Fe-2S] cluster assembly; protein complex oligomerization. Gene Ontology annotation, cellular component: mitochondrion.
UCUGAUGGGGAGGUCAAUCAAUGAACAUGACCAAAAUGUAGACAUGGCAUUUCUUGCCGAAAUCAUGGAAGUCAAUGAAGAGAUAGCUGAUGCUAAAACUAAACCGGAAUUACUGAAAAUUGAUGACAAGAAUAAAACAAAACUUGACCAGCUUGUGCAUGAUUUAUCCAAGGCAUUUUCUAAAAAUGACCUGGACACUGCUAGAGAACUCCUCAGAAAGAUGAAGUAUUAUGUUAACAUUGAAAUGAAAAUUAAAGAGAAGUUAAUGCCGACUGCAUCGUAAAUUAUUGGAUUCAAAGGUGACUGUAAAUAUUUGAAAGCAUAAUGGAGCCUGUACAGAACAACAAUGUUACAUAUAGUAUUGCAAUGGAUUGAUGUAUAAAAAUAGUUUUCCCACAAUCCUUCAAAGCGGUGAUGAUUUUUUUCCUUCACUCAGUCUAAAAAUGCUGCAAGUUUUUGUAUUAUCUCUCAUUUUUAGGGUCAUAGUGGAUUAUUUAUAGCUCAGGUAUGUUGGCAUGGUAACUAGUUUGGAAUAGUAAGAGAAGUAGUACUUCUAAACGAUUAAUCACUUCUCUGGCGAAUAUUGUUUGUCCUGAUUUCGAAAUCUUACUAAAAGAAAACUGAUGUAAUUAUAGAACGUGGUACAGUGUGCGACUUUUUAGUGAUUUUUUUAUGAAUCGUGUUAUCAUUUCAAUGCCACAGCAGUUAUAAACAUGUCUGUCUUUCUUUAGUUUUUAUUUACUCGUUCACUUGUCUGAAUCGAGCAUCACAUGACAUGAUGCCAUUUGAAACACGCGCCGUGCCAAUCUGUAGUCAUUUGUCAAUGUUUUUGAGAGAUUUACGAUAUUUUAAAUGAACGAUUACAUAACCAAAUAUUGCUUUAAAAUUAUCUACAUAAUUUUUGUCACAUAAGCACAUCUUCACUAGAUUGGACAACUUGCAUGUAUUGGUAUUUACGGUAGUUACUGACAAUAACUUUGUGCCAAAAUGUUUUUACUUUCGAUUGGAACGCUUUCAGAAUUGUAGAAAAUCACAGCACGCUGUGUGUGCAUGUUUAAAAAACACAUUCCUUGUCUUGAAAAUUACAGUAGUGAUACCUGAAUAUAAACUGCAAAUAUAUCUAAAAAAGCAACUUAAUACAGAAAACAAGUCAGCCUCAUAUCUAAACUACAAAAGCAAAACCUGUACAAAAAAAUUUGUUUGUUGUGAUUUAGGUUUUUGGGUUGUCCAUUUUUAGACAUCAGUUUUGACAAAAUCAAAUUUGUUGGGGCUUUCGAUAUAUAACCUACUAGAUAUGACCGAUAUGUUUUUUACCUACUGCUGCAUUACAUUUGAAUGUACACCAUAGUAUUUACAUGGGAAUGAAGAUGAAACCAGAUACCAGAAGAACAUAGGCAUUUUUGUUCCAGGAUGUGUAACCUUUAGGGGUCAUGGAAUGUUAUUGCAAUAGCCAGUAUUUUUUGGGGUUGUUUUUUUCCCUAUAUAUGUUUCAACUGUAUUAUAAUGCAUAUUUUACUGGAAUGUUUUGUACUUAACCUGUCAGUGCACUGAGUUAUCAAAAACGGCUUUAUCUGAUUGUAGUCAUAUUAGUGACGAUAAAGCCGAAUAAAAUACUGUUAAACAACAAAA